UUCAGCAUGGAUUCUCAACAAUGUCUGGUUUUGCUCUUUCUCUUUCUCCCAAGCCAAGUUUGUUUCCAGGUAGUACCUCGUGCCCAUGCUGAGGAGCGCCUCCUGCAGGAUCUUUUUGUAAACUACAACAAGCUCUCUCGACCUGUACAAAACACCACUGACACUGUCCUGGUGCACUUUGGCCUGUCCAUCGCUCAGCUCAUUGACGUGGACGAGAAGAACCAGAUGAUGACUACGAACGUCUGGGUCAAGCAGGAAUGGAACGACUACAAGCUCCGGUGGAACCCUGAGGAAUACGAGAAUGUCACCUCCAUACGUGUUCCCUCAGAGAUCAUCUGGAGGCCCGACAUCGUCCUCUAUAACAACGCUGAUGGUGAUUUUGCGGUAACUCACCUGACCAAGGCUCACCUGUUCUAUGACGGUCAGAUCAAGUGGAUGCCCCCGGCCAUUUACAAGUCCUCCUGCAGCAUUGACGUCACAUUCUUCCCUUUCGACCAACAGAGCUGCAAGAUGAAGUUUGGCUCCUGGACUUAUGAUCGUGCCAAAAUCGAUCUGAUCAGCAUGGCCAGCAAUGUGGACCAAAUGGACUAUUGGGAAUCAGGCGAGUGGGUGAUAGUCAAUGCGGUGGGAAAGUACAAUACAAAGAAGUACGAGUGCUGCACAGAGAUAUACGCCGAUAUCACGUACUACUUCAUCAUCAGAAGGCUGCCUUUGUUCUACACUAUCAAUCUCAUCAUCCCUUGCCUGCUUAUUUCUUGUUUGACCGUUUUAGUUUUUUAUUUGCCGUCACAGUGUGGAGAAAAGAUUACAUUGUGCAUAUCGGUUCUCCUCUCGCUAACUGUGUUCCUUCUGCUCAUUACGGAAAUCAUACCUUCAACAUCGCUAGUGAUUCCUUUGAUCGGUGAAUACUUGCUUUUCACGAUGGUCUUCGUCACAUUGUCAAUCAUCAUUACAGUUUUUGUGCUAAACGUGCAUCACCGCUCGCCGCAAACUCAUGGAAUGCCUCAUUGGGUAAGGAGGGUGUUCUUGGACCUGGUGCCGAGGGUUCUCUUCAUGAAACGGCCCCCAGGAACAGCCAAGAAUAACUGUAAGAAGUUGAUAGAGAUGAUGCACAAACCACCGACCGUGUCUACAACAGGGAACUCGCAAACCUUCUGGGCAGGACUUGAGACGGGUUUGAAACAGAUAAGUCAGUUAGAAACCACGAUAGUUAAAACGCCAACCGAUAGUCCAAAUAUCCAUGUGAGUUCUCCUUCUCCACCGCUCUCUGCUAAAGAAGACUCAGAUGAAAAUGACCAUACACUGAAGCCAAAUUUUUUCUGCCGUUCCCCAUCGGGAAAGUAUUCAGUCCUUUCUGAAAACCUACGUGGAUUAAAAUCUGCAGCAUCCUCUUGUUCUCAGUUGUCUUUGCCUCCGACCUUACCCUUAGGUCCACUCCGAUGUCUGUCUAAGGAAGAGUCCCAGAAGCCAUGUAUGAAUGGUCGUUCACACAGUGUGGAACAAAUGUGUGAUCAUCAAAGGGAGUAUUCUCCAAAGAACGAGCAUCUUUGUAGAUCUCGCAGCUUCAACCACUGCUGUGUGCACACUGAGGGGACCCCAGGCGCAGCGAGGAGAGUGAAGACACCCCUGAAAGAGAACUUAUUAGAGACGCUUACAGCUCAGCUCACUAAAGAUGUGAGCACUGAACAGGACGUGGUAGUUCCCUCCAUAUCACCAGCUUUGCUGCGGGCCUUAGAGGGGGUCCAGUACAUUGCUGACCAUCUUAGAGCAGAGGAUGCAGACUUUUCUGUGAAGGAGGACUGGAAGUACGUGGCCAUGGUCAUCGACAGGAUCUUCCUCUGGAUGUUUGUGCUGGUCUGUAUUCUGGGAUCAGUGGGCCUCUUCUUGCCCCCCUGGCUCGCUGGAAUGAUCUGAAGCCUUACAGUGGACAACAUAUCCUAUAUUGUAAAAAGAUCUUACUUUUUAUUUUUAUUGUAAGAAUUUAGUUUGUUUUUCAGUUGUUGACAUGUAACAAUUCUUGAUGAGGGCAAUUGGCCAACAGAAAAUCAGUUAACUUUUUCAUUUUUGCUGCAUUUUUCUCAAACUUUAUCUAUUCUUUAGAGAGACUUUAAAAAAGAGUAAGAUUGAAAUAAUACAGCACUGAAAGUACAUUUGUAUUUUUUUUCUAACACUUAAAUCCUUUUAUGCGAAAAGGGGUCUAGGUACCGCUGGUGGAGCAGUUAAAUUGUGUCCCCAGGUUUAUUGACAGCAACAAAUCCUUGUAACAAUAGACAUUUAUUAGGAUACGUCAACAGCUAUACUAUCACAGCAGUCAUUCAAGUAAACAGUGACGUGAUUCAGGUAGCACAGAUUUCACUGUUUUACCCAAACAAAGUUAAAAGGGGUUCUAUUUGCACCUUCCUAAAGGCUCUAUCUUUUAGAUACUUUCUUAUGCUGCAUGAAUCUGCUUUUAGCAGUUAAAUACUAUAUAUAAUUAUAGUAAUAAAGAUAGAGCUAUAUGAGAAAUAAAAAUGUUGUGCAGGUUUAGGCAGGAUUUUGUGUGGACAGUUGAAGGCCCUCGAUUCAGAUUCAGAAAUUAUGCCACAAAGCACUUUUUAUAUCCCAUUGAAAUGAGUACAAAUAUUUAAUCCCAACAUGUUCAAGGUUUAUCCAUACACACCUUAUUACUAUGUUUGUCCCAUUAGUGAAUCAUGUGUGGCAUAUUUCACACAUGAACAAUACGUUAAUACAAUAUAAGGAAACUUAUUUUUUGUUUUUAUAAGGAUACUUAUUUUGUGUUUUUGUUUUUUGUUUUGUUUUUUACAAAAAAAUGCAUUAAAGGAACUCUCCCCUAAUCCUAACCCCCCACAAGCAUCAGGCAGACAUCAAAACAAACAGUGGCCCAAACUAAACCUGGAAACCUUGAAAAAGGAUGACAUUUGAAAAUGACAGGAUAUUUGACUUGUUCUAAAAUGUUAAACAUGGAAUGUAGUUUUAAUCCCCCAAUGGCGAGCUGCCUUGCCUCAUUUCUCAGAC
Molecule: messenger RNA, 3015 nt
Organism: Periophthalmus magnuspinnatus
Lineage: Eukaryota; Metazoa; Chordata; Actinopteri; Gobiiformes; Gobiidae
Gene: chrna4b
Product: cholinergic receptor, nicotinic, alpha 4b
Exons: 6
Coding region: 7-1914 (635 amino acids)
Biological process (GO): chemical synaptic transmission; monoatomic ion transmembrane transport; nervous system process
Cellular component (GO): postsynaptic membrane; synapse; neuron projection
Molecular function (GO): transmembrane signaling receptor activity; acetylcholine-gated monoatomic cation-selective channel activity
Source: RefSeq, a predicted model, not a curated record